CGUCAUGACUGGAGCUGAUCCAUGCUGGUCACUGAGGAAAUAUUUAAACUUCGCGCUGUCGCUCGCCGGAUCGGCUUUCACCGUGGACGAAGCGGAGUCCAGCCCGGGGUCGUCACAUGUGGUUGCCGCAGGCAUCACAAUAUGCUCUCACUUUCCUAAACCUGAUGUUCAGGCUAAAGUUAGCACACCCAGGCCGGUAUAUAAGAGCCCCAGAUGGGAACUACGAAGAUGUCAGUCACAUCAGCGUGGUGUAUACUUCCCCUCUUUUGACCAACUGCAAAAACUUUGAGAGAUGGCACCCAAGAAGGCCAAGAGGAGGCAGCAGGCAGAGGGCGGCAGCUCUAAUGUCUUCUCCAUGUUUGAGCAGAGCCAGAUCCAGGAAUACAAGGAGGCUUUCACAAUCAUCGACCAGAACAGGGAUGGUAUUAUCAGCAAGGAUGAUCUGAGAGAUGUGCUGGCCUCCAUGGGUCAGCUAAAUGUGAAAAACGAGGAGCUGGAAGCCAUGGUCAAAGAGGCUAGUGGCCCCAUCAACUUCACUGUCUUCCUCACCAUGUUUGGUGAGAAGCUGAAGGGUGCCGAUCCUGAGGAUGUUAUCUUGAGUGCUUUCAAAGUCCUGGACCCUGAGGCUACAGGCACCAUCAAGAAGGAAUUCCUUGAGGAACUCCUGACCACCCAGUGCGACAGGUUUACCGCUGAGGAGAUGAAAAAUCUUUGGGCUGCAUUUCCUCCAGAUGUGGCUGGCAACAUAGACUACAAGAACAUCUGCUACGUCAUCACACAUGGAGAGGAGAAAGAGGAAGAAUAAUCUCAGUCCAUCAACCAUCUCUCUACCUCCUCUCAUUACCACAACAUCUUGUUACAUUUUCAGGCUCCCCAUGGUCUAUAUGUCCUCUCAAAGAAAGACAUGUCUAAACUGGAGGUCUGUUAGAAUUUGGGCUGUCUGAAUGUGUCAUAUGGAGCUAAUGUGAUUAUUUUCAAUAAAAUAAUCUAAAAUCAUGAAAUCACACUCUCUCCGUUCUGUCUGCCAGUGUUUCCCUUUAUAAAUGUAUAAGCAGAGGAGAUAUUUAAAGAGAUGGUGCAUCUCUGUAACAGAGUGCCACCCUCUCUCUCAGUGUCUCCUGUUUCUUUUCACAGAGACAGAAAUAUUAAGGAAAGACAUUGAGCACUAAGAAAAGACACAGGAAGACAAAGUGAGGAUGAGGAAAAUAAACAAAAGAAAACAUCUUUGUUUUUACUUUUUCUCACUUGUUUACUCCUCCAUUCCAAAGUCCUCUUUUCUUGCCUUUUCCUUUCCUUUCUCUUGAUUCAACUCUUUGUCCUCAAAACCACCUGUAACUCAAAGAUCACACAAAUUAAA
Messenger RNA from Sinocyclocheilus anshuiensis, 1357 nucleotides. RefSeq names its product myosin light chain, phosphorylatable, fast skeletal muscle b (gene mylpfb). The coding region runs from base 293 to 805 and encodes 170 amino acids. The transcript is spliced from 7 exons. Gene Ontology annotation, molecular function: calcium ion binding. The record is from RefSeq and is a predicted model, not a curated record. NCBI's taxonomy places the organism in Eukaryota, Metazoa, Chordata, Actinopteri, Cypriniformes, Cyprinidae.